GAGAGUCUGGAUCUGAAGCUGAAGGGAGGUUACAGGAGAGGAGAGCAGGGUCUGUGUGUUUCUUCUGAAGAUGGAGCGUUUGUUUCUGCUUUGCUCUUGUCUGCUGGUGACAACAGUGACUUCCCAACACAGUGUAUGUUCCCGGCCUAACCUGCAGGGUAACAUUGAGAUGGCUGGCAUCCAGAGGUUCUUCAACCCCGGUGUGGAGUUAGCUCUGUCCUGUAAACAGGGAUACACUCCUGUGUUGGGCCCGCGCAAGAUUGUUUGUACUAUCAAUGGAGAGUGGACAAACACCAAAUUAAAGUGCAUACCCAAACAAUGUCCACAUCCUGAGCUAAUCACUAAUGGUGAACUGUAUUAUGAGGAUACAGUUUUCCAGAGUACAAUCAACUACACCUGCCAUGAAGGCUAUAUAAUGACUGGACCCAGCUCAGCAGUGUGCCAGGCCAAUGGAACAUGGAGUACACCUGCACCAGAGUGCAUACCUGUAUCCUGUGGUCUCGCUCCAGUCCCACUGUACGGAAUGGUAAUCUAUGAUAAGGCCAUCAGAGGAACCACAACCAAUUACGGCGUCACAGCAACUUACAUUUGUAAUCCUCCAUACGCUCUUUUUGGCAACCCGUUUGCAGAGUGCACCGCCAGUGGAAGCUGGACCGAGACACCUGAGUGUCGAGUUGUUACAUGCCCUCCACCAGAGAACAUUGAUAGAGGUUAUAUGUCAGCCAAUGAUAAGAGAGAGUUUUUCUACAGGGAAACAGUCAAAUAUGACUGUGAAAGCCCAUAUGUACUGGAAGGAAACCUGGAGACUGUUUGCCAAAAAAGCGGAAGGUGGUCUGAAAAACCAUCGUGCAAAGCUCCUUGUGCUGUUGCCAUUAGAAAAGCAAAAAUAUUAUACAAAGGAAAGAAAAUCUGGAUUAAAGACUUGGAGCCUAACCGUGUCUUACACCUUGAAAUCAUCUCGGUCUUCUGCAUGAACAAAGCCAUGGGAUGUGGUUAUGAAGUGUCAACCCAGUGCAUUGACGGGGUGCUAAAAAUCCCUGAAUGCUUUGAAGGCAAAGUAUUGGAUUUGUUAAUAUAG
Cyprinodon variegatus (sheepshead minnow) is the source of this 1078-nucleotide messenger RNA. Its product is annotated as beta-2-glycoprotein 1-like. Gene Ontology annotation, biological process: negative regulation of complement activation, classical pathway. The transcript is spliced from 8 exons. The coding region runs from base 71 to 1078 and encodes 335 amino acids. The record is from RefSeq and is a predicted model, not a curated record. Lineage: Eukaryota; Metazoa; Chordata; Actinopteri; Cyprinodontiformes; Cyprinodontidae.